CCGGUACCCUGUGUGCGAAAGAAAUCAUGGUCACAAGUUCGACUCCGCCCCUGGCUGAUUGUACUCAAUUUGCUUUGGAUAAAAGCGUCGGCUAAAUGACGUGUAGUAAUGGGUAAAAUAAACGGUUUGAUGGGUAAAAUAAACCUUUGGGUGAAAGUCCCGAGGUGGUGUUGUCAGUAAACCAGUAGGCUACGAGCGGGACCUUGUGUUCUAUUAGCUCUUUAACUUGAACAAUAUUCCAUCACUUAGUUUGGUUUCCUCACACUCACCACAUUCAAUUAAUAAAUGUUAGAAACGGCCGUCUCUGGUUCUGCAGACACAUUAUUACUGCUGAUCACAGACAGUAGGGGGCGUGGAGACAGACUCUGAAGCUGUUCAGUUAGCUGUAAGUUUAUAACCUGGAGUACACUGGUGUUUAUUACAGUGACUAAAAAGCAUUGAAACAUUUAGAACACAAUGUCUGUGGUAAUGUGAAGUAUCCUUGUACAUGCUUGUGUUUGUAAGACUGUAUAAGACUGAUGAGACAACAGAGAGACACAAUGUGGGAAACAUGAGACAGACUGAGUUUUGGAGGUUGUGCUGUGUGAGUUGGAGGCGGGACAAGGAGGAGCAACAUAGGGAGGCGGGCAGCAACACACAUCUGGAAAUAAUCUGAGAGAGAGAACAGUCGAGUUAAAAGAAGGGAAAAAAAAAACAAGGUAUACUUACUUUUUAAGUCCUACACUUUUAUAAGUUUCAGAAUCUGUGAUGCAGUCCAACACAGUCUACCAGUGAAGAACUUUACAGAGGAAAAGAAAACAGGUCUGGAACCAAACCACAGGAUAUCUGGAAAAGAGAACAAAGAUCCAACCAGGAGGAGAAGGAGCCUGACGACAGAGAACAUCACAAAGACAAGAUCUGAAACUGAAACAGAAUGUCCGUGUCUCAGAGGUGUUUGUGCUGUGUCAAAUAUUUGAUGUUUGUCUUUAACCUCAUCUUCUGGCUGGGAGGAUGUGGCUUGUUUGGAGUGGGAGUAUGGCUGUCCUUCACACAGGCAGAGUUUUCCUCUCUUCCCCUUUCUUUUCCAUCCCUGUCAGCGGCCAAUCUGCUGUUAGUAGCCGGUGGCAUCACCAUGGUUACCGGUUUCCUUGGUUGUCUUGGAGCCCUUAAGGAGCAGCGCUGCCUGUUGUUCAUGUUCUUUGUGAUCCUUUUGCUCCUGGUCCUGACGGAGGUCACCCUCGGGUUGGUUAUACAUAUCUUCCAUGACAAGCUGGAUUCCAAAGCACAGGAAGAAUUAAAGGAAGGUAUGAAGAUAUAUACAUCUGAACCUGGACUGAAGAAAUCCUGGGACAACGUCCAGAAGAUGUUCAAAUGCUGUGGAGUUACCAACAGAACGGACUGGUAUGAUGUCAUGAAUGGAACGCUGCCCUCAUCCUGCUGCUCUGUUGGGAUGGAGCAGUGUGUUGACGGAUGGAGUGAGCCGUGCUAUCAGAAGGCCAGGCAAUGGCUGCUCACUAACAUCCCCUCAGUCCUGGUGUUUGGAGUCUGUAUUGGUGUCGUGCAGAUCCUGGCUCUGGUGUUCUCCAUGCUGAUGUACUGUCAGAUUCUGUGUGCUGAGAAGCAUCUGGACUGACAUCUGUCCACUGGCCUGUGAUAUCAAGGUGGAUCACAAACUCCUUUGGAAUCUCAAUUUGUUACACUUCCUCUGAAGAUUCCUCCCAAAGAAACAAUGCUAUCUAUAAAACCAUUAACGGUGAAAUGGACAAAGUUGGUAUAAACAGAGUCAGCAGUGAGUGAUGGAUCACAAGCAUCGCUGCUUGUCUUUGUACCAGACAAAUUCAUAUAAAUGAUAUUUGAUUUGAACUGGCCAACACAAAUCAAUGGCCAUACAACGCUGUAAAGUAACCUAAGGGAAACGCCUCCAAUGUGUCCUCUGAAAAUUCAAGGGCAAAAGACACAGAAUGUAUCUGCUGCUGCUUAUUUUACGGCGUCUUGAGUCUGUUUGGCUUUUUCACCGAUAUGAAAACAAAGAUUAAAAUUCAUGUCGUGAAUCCCCCGUGGUUUUCAAGAACAAGGAAGAGAACCCUUAAAGGUCCAAUAUGUAAUGUUUGAAGGCAGCUAGUCAAUGGAACGUCCAGGUCAGACCAGCAUGACACUUGGUGCCUGUUCUCUCGGGUCACCAGUAAAAAC
Messenger RNA from Solea solea (common sole), 2169 nucleotides. RefSeq names its product tetraspanin 4b (gene tspan4b). The transcript is spliced from 8 exons. The record is from RefSeq and is a predicted model, not a curated record. Bases 914 to 1612 code for a protein of 232 amino acids. NCBI's taxonomy places the organism in Eukaryota, Metazoa, Chordata, Actinopteri, Pleuronectiformes, Soleidae. Gene Ontology annotation, cellular component: membrane.